This is a messenger RNA of Camelus dromedarius (Arabian camel), 3256 nucleotides long. RefSeq names its product myelin oligodendrocyte glycoprotein (gene MOG). NCBI's taxonomy places the organism in Eukaryota, Metazoa, Chordata, Mammalia, Artiodactyla, Camelidae. Gene Ontology annotation, biological process: T cell receptor signaling pathway; regulation of cytokine production. The coding region runs from base 149 to 1162 and encodes 337 amino acids. The record is from RefSeq and is a predicted model, not a curated record. The transcript has 8 exons. Gene Ontology annotation, cellular component: external side of plasma membrane. Gene Ontology annotation, molecular function: signaling receptor binding.
UCUGUGGGGAGGAGGCAGGGCCCCUGGGCAGCACUGCCCUCCCCGAUACUCCCCUGGGGCUUUUUCAGUGGUAGGGGACAUGUGCCCUGAGGGCCUCUGCUUAGCCUGACCCUGAUGCAGGGGCUCCCUGUCCCCACUGACAGCAGUGAUGGCAAGUUUAUUGAGCGCCUCUCUGCCCAGCUGCCUCCCAUCCCUCCUCUUCCUCCUCCUCCAGCUAUCUUCCAGCUCCGCAGGACAGUUCAGAGUAAUCGGACCAGGGCAUCCCAUCCGAGCUCUGGUAGGGGAUGAAGCGGAACUGCCUUGUCGCAUAUCUCCAGGAAAGAAUGCUACAGGCAUGGAGGUGGGGUGGUACCGGCCCCCCUUCUCCAGGGUGGUUCAUCUCUACCGAAGUGGCAAGGACCAAGACGAAGAGCAGGCGCCUGAAUACCGGGGCCGCACGGAGCUGCUGAAAGAGACCAUUGGGGAGGGGAAGGUGACCCUCAGGAUCCGAAAAGUCAGGUUCUCAGAUGAGGGAGGUUUCACCUGCUUCUUCCGAGAUCAUUCUUACCAAGAGGAGGCAGCGAUGGAAUUGAAAGUGGAAGAUCCCUUCUACUGGAUCAACCCUGGAGUGCUGGUUCUCAUCGCGGUUCUGCCUGUGCUCCUCCUGCAGAUCACUGUGGGCCUUGUCUUCCUCUGCCUGCAGCGCAGACUGAGAGGAAAACUUCGAGCAGAAAUAGAGAAUCUCCACCGGACUUUUGAUCCCCACUUUCUGAGGGUGCCCUGCUGGAAGAUAACCCUGUUUGUAAUCGUGCCCGUUCUCGGACCCGUGGUCGCCUUGAUCAUCUGCUACAACUGGCUACAUCGCAGACUAGCAGGGCAAUUUCUUGAAGAGCUAAGGGUGGAGAAGAGCCUGGUUGCUCCAAGAAUUGAUCCUAGGGGAUGUCACAUUCGUCAAGUUGCACACUCAUUGGCCUCUUCGCUAUGGGGACAUUCCAACCUGCACUUCUGGGAAUGCUCUGGAUUCCAAGUCGGAUCAAUUUCUUCUGUCAUCUACCUUGUCUCUCCCUUUCCCCAGAUUGUUACCCACAUCUUUCUGCUCCUGUCUCCCAUCUGGAACCCCUCUCUGGCCACAGCCAGGCUGGUGAUUUUCUCUCCUUUAGAGGACACCUGUGCUGGGGAGUAACACAAAAGAGGGUCUCUGCCACAAACUGGAGACCAGGGACCUCCUUGCUGCAAAUUCCAGCAUGCCAACUUUGCAAAUGGCGGUUGUUUCUUCCAAGAUCUCAGCCCUGAGGGGCGGAGCUGAGAGGUGUGCAGGGUUGAAGGGAAGGCGCAGGAAAAGUCCAAAACAUCCGAGAGCCAAGUGACUCCUGCAGAGUGAGGACAUGGGGAGCCCUAACCAAAACCAGGAGAAGGGGGGAACCCACAGAAGGCUGGCCAGAGCUCCAUCUUGCCCGGCAGCCUUCCAAGGAGCCAGGGGAGCCAGGGAUGGGAACUGGGCAACGUGCCUGCAUUCAACUCUUUCUACAACCACAUCUAGUCCAGACGGGUCCCUCAGACUCUCCCCCCACCUCAUCCUUAUUCUCCCAUCUUCAUACCUAUUGGAGUGUUCACUGUUUUAUUCAACAAUUACUACUUGAUGGUCUAUCAGACACAAAAGAAACAAGCUAGGUGCUAAUUAAUAACAAUACAAGUUUCCAUGUGCCACUCCUUGUCCCUUUUCCUUUCUAGAUUUCCUUCAUUACCCCCUUACCUGGGUUCCUCUACCCCCAGUCUCCUUACCCUGGAGGUUAGUCUUCAGGAAAACCAAACAGAGAAAGACCUGGACAGAAAGGUCAUUUAUUUCUGUUCCAAGACCUUUAGUUGCUUUCUUUCCUCUGCCUCCCUUCUCCCCUCCCCUCCUUCCCUCUUCCAGGGGUAUGGAUCCAGAAAAAAAUCCAUUUCCUUCCCUGCUGUAGGGGGUGUAUCAUGAAAGAAGCCAAGCCACUGACCCAGGAGUGCCCAGCAUUGAUGCGGACUCCCCAGCCACAGCCCCUUGGCUUUGUAGCCCCCCCAGUGGCCCAAAAGGUCCUCCUUCUCCCCAAAGCAGACGUCGCAGAUAGGGCAGCGGUAGACCUUCUGCUUCCAGUGAGUCUGCUGGUGCCUGACCAGCCCCGAGAAUAAAGUGAAGGACUUGCCACAGUGGAAGCAGCAGUUGGACUGCUCUGUGAGGUGGGCCUUCUGGGGGCCAGGGAGACAGGCUCUCUUGCUGAAAGUCAAGGGACAGUGAGAGCCAGAUACCUUGAAUCUUGAAGGCUUUUCUGGGUGAGAGUUGGUCUUGGAAUCCAGGAAGGUGGCUCUAGUAUUGGUCGCCUGGGUCCCGAUCACAGGCUCUGGGGUUGUAAAGACGGGGGCCUGAGUUUUCAUAGUGAUCACUCGGUUCUUGGCUACAGGUGCCUGGUUCUUAUCUAUAGAUGGCUGGGCCCCAGCCUCAGGACCCUUGGUUUUAAAUGCAGGUCCUUGGGUCCUGGCCACUGGUGCCUGGUUCCCAGCUGUGAGUCCCUGGAAUCCAGCUGCGCUAUCUGGAAUCCUCACAAUAUGCUUCUGGUUUCCAGUCCUCUGCUCCUGGCCUUGGUGUGUCUUCUGGUGGCGUUUGAGCUCGGAUUGGUCCCGGAAGCACUUCCCACAGAAGGGGCACGAGUGGGGCCGGUAACCCAGAUGGACGCGGCGGUGACGACUCAGUCCAGAAGCGUCACAAUAGGUCUUGUCGCAGAGCGAGCAGCGGAAGGGCCUCUCCCCCAGGUGCAUGCGCCGGUGGUAGCUGAGGGCCUUGGGGUUCCGGAAUGACUUCCCACACUGGCCGCAGGUGAUGUUAUGCCGCUUGGGACUGUGAACAAACUGGUGGCUGUGGAGGCCGGAGCGCUUGCUGAAACACCUGCCACAGAUGUGGCAGGAAAAGGGUGGCCCCGCCCAGGAUGCGGGCAACACUGACGUCCUGUCCAGGGACCCAGCUGGAGUGGAGGAGGGGCUCACCCCUCUGCCAGCAAGAGGGACCUUCUUGUCAUCACUAGUCCCCUGAUCUCUCUCACUUUGACUCUGUUCUUCAAGUUUCUCCUUCUUGCCUCCUGGGGGGAACAAGGAAGAAUAACAAGCUCUCCAUUCAGUUCAGUUUACUUCCCCCACUCUUGCCCUCCUUCUCCUGCCCAACAUUCACUCUCACUCUUAGACCUCAGAGGCCAGAGAUAAGAAAAAAACUUCAGGGUUUUCGAAAUAAAAGCAAAUAAAAAUUUAACUGGAA